ACAUUGUGCUAUUUGCCCAGUAACCGGUUAUCCGUGUUAUACAUAUGUAAUUGUCACGAAUUUCAUGAAACUUUUAGCUUUAUAAAAGCUUUGAUGUUUUUAUUGUAGAUCAAUGAUGUCACCGAAUUUUCGUUUUUUGUUAAACUUGCAGCGGUUUUUUUCCACGAGCGUCUCUAAACUGCCGGAGCACUGUAUUUUUGUGAAAGUGAGGCCAAAGUACGAAGAUGUGAGACGUUCCAUUCCGAGCUCUGUUCAUCUAGUUGACGUGGAUGGAAAAUACAUGGGAUUUCUCGAGUCUCUCACUGUGCGGAAAAUUUUCGAACAAAGAGAGUUGCUUUUAGUUGAUUUGUUCCAACCUCAAAAAGAUGUUCCCACUUGUCGUCUGAUUACCCGAAGUGGUUUGAAAGCUCUGGAAAAAGCCCAGAAACAAGUAAUCAAUGACAGUGGGUAUCAUGAGUAUGACAAGUCAAGGACAACUCAGAUUCGACUAAACAGUACAAUCGACGAAACGCAUCUUCGACUAAAAGCUAAGACUGCUGAAAAGCAUUUGUCGAGUGGCUCACGGGUAGAAGUGAGCAUACAGCCGAGCCGAAGAAAGACGACAAAAAUUGUGUCCCUGCAAGACUGUUUUAAGGAACUGCUUGCUUGUAUUCCAGAAGAUCUGAUAUCCAAAGUAUGUCUUAUUACGGACGAGCGAAACACGAAAAAACUGUUAGCAGAAAUACGAUCAUACAAAGAAAUCGAUAGCAAAGUUUUGAAAGAAAUGAAAAAAACCCUUGGAAAGGACCGAGGACCCAGGCUGGUGUUCGAUUUCGUAGAAGAGAAGUCGUACUAUUUAGAGAAUAAUGAGGCUCAAAAUCAUUCAAAAAGCGAAGAAAGUGAAUUGUGUUCGUAAUAUAAUUUUUCUGGUGCUUAAGAUUCAAUGUUUAUAUGUUAAAUUAAAUUGACAUUGUCAACUUUUGUUUCUCGUGUUCUUGCUAGCCAUUUCGACUCAAUAGAUCAAAUUGUAGUACAAUUUCCUUGUCGCGCACUCGAAAUAAAUAGGUUUGACUCUUUCGAAUUAUCGGAGUAAUGAGUUCUUAUUACUGAGAGAUGGAAACACAAAAACAGUCACUGAAACAGUUUGUGCAUGCACUGCAUGCUGAGUUAGAGCUUCCGAUUUCUGUUAAUUAUUAAUGCAUGCUCUACAUUUUUUCAACGAUAAAUGCAUUGAGGAAAGUAAUGCCAGUUGUGAUAUACCGCUGUUCUUAACCAUGACUGAAUCAGAAUUUAUUCUCAUCCCAAGAUCUCAAUUUUACAAUAAUUAACUCUGCUGAUCGUCCGAUAGAUUGAACUAAGUUCGAUUUUUUACAAUUUUUAAGUUCAGCGUCAAGAUUUUUGUGGAAUACUAUUUCCAAGUUUUAAUUAUCGACGAAAAUCAAAAUUGCCGAGUGAAUCAUGAGGCGAUACAGCCAGCAGAUGCUGGCUUACUUAAUCUGCUUUCUGAUCGGAGUUCUUGUUACGCAACUUUUGAGCUCGAACAAAGAAGCCUUGAGUGCUCCGGUUGUCAAUAACGAACGCGAUGACAUAAUCGAUGGACGAGAGAUUUUGAAUGAAGAGAAAAUGCGACAAGAAAAAGACGGAAACAGGAUUGUUGAAGAUGAAAUUGAAGCGGUCGAGGAACCCCCAAAGCUGUUGAAAGAAAGACAAGAGAAGUCAAAAGAGGAGAGAUUAAUACGCGAGAAACAGAAAAACGAUGGUCAAGAAACGGAACAGAACGAGAAAGCAGCUCGGCCUAAAGUGAAAUCCGUGGAAGAGAAACAAGAGCUUGAAAAUGAACUAGAACAGUUGGUCAAUCCGAAUGUUCCGAAGGACAGUUCGUACGCAGAGCUUGACUUCUCCGAGUGCAAAAGACUGCCUGGAGAUCGUGUGAGGAAGAUAACAGUGCCAUCUGCAGAUACAAUUUUGAGACAGGAAAUACUGAAACUGAAGAUUAAGACGUAUCUGCCGAAGUCAGUGUUCAAACAGCCGAAGAUGUUGUUCUUUGCGGGGCUGGAAGGCACUGGUCAUCACUUGAUUGAUUCGACCUUUAAGGAUGUCUGCACAAUGGUGACAGAAGACAAGAUUACUAAGUGUCGAGCGGCUACGAACAUCAUUCCGAACUUCAUCGGAAACAUUGGCUUCAACUGGGACUUCAGGAAACUGUCUGAGAACGUCUCCAAACACGCUUCUUUUCUCAGCCAGAUAGAAAAGCAGCAAAAACUGACUCAGGAAAUCAUGUUUCUGAACUCUAUGCGACACCACAGUAAUAUUUUUCUAGACGCGGCUGUGUCUUAUCCGGACGGCGGACACCCAAGAAUCGACAACUUCCCUGAUGUUCGUUUCCUAGCCGAGAUACUGUCGACAAAGCACGACUUCAACAUAGUUUUGAUGCUGCGAAAUAUUGACUCUCUUCUCGUGUCGACUGUUCUUCAUCGCGCUUUCGAACCAAAUUUUUACAACCAGGCGCACAUUUUUGAAUUCAUGCUAGAAAUGUUGGUGUCUCAAUUGUCGAAGUUGGACCCGAAGUUCAUAAUUGGAUGUCUUAAACUGGACGCUUCGCCGACAAUCAUGAGGAGUAACUUGCGGCAAAUUGACCAGAAUUUGAAUUCUUCAUUUAUUAAUUUUGAAGAAAUGAUUAUGAAAACAUGGAAGUACAAACCUCAAGGAGCAGCAUGCAUACACCCUGAUGAUCUGGAAACGAAGUUGAUGUACCGUUUGGUAGUUUUAAAUGAGAGGCUUCACUCUUUUUGUCCAAAAUAAACUUGAAUCUUGACGCAAAAGUUCAGGUUUCACUCUUUUCGUUCGAAAUAAACUUGAAUCUUGACGCAAAAGUUAAGGAAUGUUUUUCUUCCAAAGUCCAGUUGUAUAUGCUGCUAUUCUCUAAAAAGGGAAGAAAAAUGGUUCUAUAGCUUUGCUUUUUAUUAGCUUUUCAUAUAUAUUCCAAAUAAAAAACGUGUCACAAGUAGCAACAAACAUGUCUGCUUGAAAUUUCCUGAAAUUUGAUUGUGAAUUUCUCUUCACUUAUAUUCCAUAUCUUAUCGAACAAAUUAAGUUAUAUAUUGGCUUGUUUUGGUAGUGUCAUGUUAUCCUUAUUUGAAGUGAAGAACUCAUUCUCUCAUUUAAUUUUUCACCAUUAGUUUGAGCAUGGGUUAGAUACGAGUAGCUUGAUAAAAAUUCUGAUAGCGGAAAAAUAGUUGAAACUUUCGAAAGCUCAGAUUUUUGAUUGAUCCCUCCCUGCUUUGCAGUAUGCAGUAUUCUAAUGGAGGAAGAUCUGGAGGGUAGAAAAUUUUACGCAAAAAGAUUAAGUUAAAAGCUC
Molecule: messenger RNA, 3337 nt
Organism: Symsagittifera roscoffensis
Lineage: Eukaryota; Metazoa; Xenacoelomorpha; Acoela; Convolutidae
Exons: 6
Coding region: 1438-2781 (447 amino acids)
Source: RefSeq, a predicted model, not a curated record